AUUUAUAUUCUCCAUCUCCAAUUCCAAUAUUCCAUCGUCGUCUCUUUUUUAAUAACACAAUCAAAAUUGAUCAUCGUUUCCGUCUCACCCCCCUUGUAUACAUAUAUACAUAUAAUACAGAUUCCGUAGUGAUUGAAGGAGACGGAAGUUGAUCACUGCAUCUCCACACACAUUAUCAUCAUUAUUUCAAGAUAUUGAAUUGAUGAUGUGUAGAGAUGCGUGAGUAUACAUAUAGAUAUAGAUAUAUAGAUAGAUAGAUACAGACGAUGAUAUUACUUCAGUCUCAGUCUAGAUAUCUCCUACAGAUCUUAACUAACCGCCUUCACAAUAUCGAGAAAGGAGUUGAGUUGGACUGCCAUUGGGUUGAAUUUGAUGACAUUCGGUAUCAUAUUCAGGCAUCAAUAAAGAAUCCACAUCUUCUGCAUCUAUCAGUAUCACUCCCGACUCCACCUCCAGAAACUGCCUUCUCAAACGGACUUCCACUUGGCGCCAUUGAGGCUAUAAAAGCGGCUUAUGGGACAGUUGUUCAUAUUCUUGAUCCUCCAAGAGAUGGUUUUAAUCUCACAGUUAAACUUAACUUGUCCAAACUUCCUCCAAAUGAAGAGAAUAGACAAGCGCUUUUGGUUAAAAUUGCAUCUGUGAGGGAGGUGGUAAUGGGUGCUCCAUUACGAGUAAUUUUGAAGCGCCUAGCAUCCAGGUCUGUGCCUUCCAGUGCUGGAGUUCUUGUCCCCCUUGUGCACCGACCAAAUGAAUCAUUCUUUCUUCUUCCACAGGUAGAAAAGGCGACUGUUGUGUUUCCUAUGAGAUUUAAUGAUUCCGUUGAUACCGUACUUGCAACAUCAUUUCUACAGGAGUUUGUGGAAGCAAGGCGUAGUGCUGGACUUAAUAAUGCCCCUGCUUGUUUGUGGUCUUCUUCUCCCCCUAGUGAACUGAAGGACGCUCCUCAACAAGCAUUGUCUGCAAAUGCUGGUUUUGUUUCAUUUGUUAUCUCCCCACGCCAUGUAGAAGGAAAAAAACUGGACAAAACCGUUUGGAAUUUAUCAACCUUCCAUGCAUAUGUGAACUAUCAUGUGAAGUGUUCAGAAGGCUUCAUGCACACUCGUAUGAGACGUCGAGUAGAAUCAUUAAUCCAGGCCCUUGAUCGUGCCAAGCCAGAUGAAAAUGCAUCUAUAGCAGCCCAAAGCAAAUCCUUUAAAAGACUGAGCAUUGAAGACACACGGGGAAAUUCACAUUCGUAAUGCGGGGUUCACUAGGAUAGAAGUGCUAGCUGUUGCAUUAUUUGUGUUGCAUUUUGCAUCUGCAGUUGUGCUUAUCCAAAAUUUGAUUCGUGCAGGCAAACAUACUUUUCUUUUUCUCAUUCGGAGUAUAUUCUUUGCUCAAGGUUGAAAGUGAUGCAUGAAUACUUUUAACCCAAUCUUUGUAAACGCCUUUUGUCUUCCGUAAUUUUUCAGUAUUAUUUUUUUUACCAAAAAUUAUACCAAUGCCAAUAACUAUCAGAAAAAAAAAAAAAAAAAAAAGAAAAAAACCUUUACUGAGGCAAAAGCGAGACCAAAAUCCACAAAUCAAAGGAUUGUGUAAACUGUAAAGCGAGUGUGCAUAUAUGACCAGUCGAGUCCUUUUCGUUAUCACUAGAUAACUGAUGAAAUGUGAUGAUGAUGUAUGUGCACAUGUUAAGAUUUUAUGAUGACAAAUGGAAGUUUCCAAAUAUGAUAAUUGGUUGAAUUUGUACAAAUAUCAUCAUUAUUCAUUAUAUAUAAUGUGCAGACAUGGUUAUCAA
Messenger RNA from Erigeron canadensis, 1777 nucleotides. Its product is annotated as actin-related protein 2/3 complex subunit 2A. Gene Ontology annotation, cellular component: Arp2/3 protein complex; actin cytoskeleton. NCBI's taxonomy places the organism in Eukaryota, Viridiplantae, Streptophyta, Magnoliopsida, Asterales, Asteraceae. Gene Ontology annotation, biological process: actin filament polymerization; Arp2/3 complex-mediated actin nucleation. The coding region runs from base 267 to 1238 and encodes 323 amino acids. Gene Ontology annotation, molecular function: actin filament binding; structural constituent of cytoskeleton. The record is from RefSeq and is a predicted model, not a curated record. The transcript has 10 exons.